This is a messenger RNA of Penicillium soppii, 2241 nucleotides long. RefSeq lists its product as uncharacterized. Lineage: Eukaryota; Fungi; Ascomycota; Eurotiomycetes; Eurotiales; Aspergillaceae. Gene Ontology annotation, molecular function: protein binding; ADP binding. The coding region runs from base 1 to 2241 and encodes 746 amino acids. The transcript has a single exon. The record is from RefSeq and is a predicted model, not a curated record.
AUGGCUUUCACUCGACAAGCCAAAAGACAGCACCGCAUUCCCGCGAGGACAGUGUCAAGCUAUACACAGAGAGAUGAGUUGUGGAGUGAACUGGAAGAGAAGCUGAAGAUACAACACAAAGAAGCGGAUGUUCCAUUCGCGGUUGCUCUACACGGACUAGGGGGCGCUGGGAAGUCUCAGCUGGCCCUCAAAUACACUGAAAAUAACGUGGAUCAUUACAGCUCAAUUCUUUGGAUUGAUGCAUCAAAUGAGGCCUCGAUUCGAGCAUCUUUUUUUGAAUUCGCUUUACAGACAGGGAUUAUACCUCCAAGCCAAAGCGCCAUCAGUGAUGAUGAGGCAACCCAGAGAGUGCUUCAAUGGUUUCGCGACCAAACAGAACCUAGUGGUAAAUGGUUGGUUGUUAUUGACAAUGUUGAUGAUUUGUCCUCGGAUAUCCAGCGGGUCAUUCCAAAAGGGCCUCAAGGAACACUCAUCAUCACAAGUCAAGAUGAACGGAGUCACAUGCUCGUCAAAGGAGGUUGUGAAUGUAUUUCUGUCGCCGCAAUGACACCAACCGAGGGAAGAAGGCUGUUUCUUCAACAUUUACCCUGGGAUUUCGACAAGACUCCGAGCGAUAUUCAAACUAUCUGCGACCGGCUGAGCGAAGUGCUUGGAUACUUAGCCCUUGCGAUCGACCUCGCAGGUGCUUAUAUUGGCAAUGAUCCUUUCCCUGAACAAGCCCUCAUUCAGUAUCUGGAAGACUUCAAGAAGCACCGCGAUCAGGUGUUACAGACCGACGGUCUCCGUAGUCUUCCAGCAUCUGGCAAGACAGUAUGGACGGUUUGGACAACGACACUCGAGAGAAUUGAUAGAGACUAUGCGGACUUGAAAGCGGGUAUGCUCUUCAUAUUUCUCGCGAAUAUUGAAGGGAAUAUUAUUCCAAAUGAACUUUUUCGCCUGGCAAGCCAUGGAAUGUCGUAUAUAGACCGUGAGCUGGGCGAAGCCGGAUUUUCCGAGUUGCGGGAUUUUACAGCUGUAGAAGGAGCCAGUUGGGAUAGUUUCCAGUACAGACGAGCCUUGGAUUUGCUGGCUCGCUACAGCCUUGUGCAAAGGGUGGGUGGCGAUUGGGCUGGUGUCACUAUGCAUGACCUAGUUCGCUGGCGAGCGAUGAAAAACAAUCAGCAUCACCCAUGGAAGUGUUGGCAUGCGAUUUUUGUGUUGGCAGCUUGUCAACAGUUCAUUGUUGAGAUGUAUUGGUUCUAUUUCCCUGACUUCUUACUUACCCACAUCCAGAGCAUCAAAGAGGGCUACUGUGAUAAGAUCCUAGACUCAGAUGCGCAGAAUAACCUUUGGUGGCGCACAGCCGGCAAGAUUCAUUACCACAGACGUGAGUGGAAUGAGAGUCAAAGAUUCUGGGAACAACUUUCUGAUGCUCUCAAAAUCAAACUCGGAGAGGACCAUGACGAUACAUUGUCAAUUAUGAGUGAUCUGGCAUCGGUGUACUUAAACCAAGGCAAAAAAGACCAGGUCAUGGAACUAUAUGCACGGAUACUCAACUUCCAGAGGAUCAAAAACGGAAACAAACACCCAACCACUUUGCGCACCAUGUCCAUUGUUGCACAUCUGUAUUGGAAGCAGGGUCGUGUGGACAUGGCUCAGAACUUAUAUGAGGAAGUGAUGGAAGCUCGCAGUCUUGAAUUCCGAGCCCACAUUUCGCCAACGAAUUUCAAUUUUGCCGAGCUAGCGCGUGCGUGUUGGCAGGAUUGGCAAUACUGGAGGCAUAACUACCCGCCUUUACAUAUUCGGAGAUUUUAUGUGCGAGUAUUCGUCGCUCCGAAGCUCCAGCUCGUGAAUGGUUAUCCAGGGGAAGGGACGGAAACCAUUAUGUGUAACAUAGCGAGUGACUAUCUCAACCAAGGCCAAUUCUACGAGGCCGAGAAACUCUAUGUUCAGGCCUUGGAGGCCAUGAAGGUCAAGUUUGGAGAUGACUAUCACGAUGCGUUUUUUCAUUCAAUCAACCUCGCGCGAACAUAUAAGCAUCUUAGACGAUACGACGAGGCAGAAUAUAUCUAUCAACACAUUAUCAAGGAGCACAAUGGUAACGACCAACUCCUCAAGCGACUGGCCGCUCAAGGGCUAGCAUGGCUCUACCGAGUACAAGGCCGUGACGAUGAGGGGAAAAGGCUCUGGGAUCAAAUGGAUCGAGGUCGACGUGAACAUGACAGAAACCCGCCUCCAAGGUCUUGGACACCGGCUGACUAG